AUGCAAAAUAUUAACGAUACUGCUAAUGCUACUUCAGAAAAGCUAAAAGAAGAAACAACUAAAAAUGAUGAUUCAUCAGUAGGUAGUCGCAUUGGUCAUGCCAUUGAUGCUGCUAUAGACAAAGCGGAUCAAAAAGUCCAUGAAGUAAAGAAAGAAGCAGAUAAAAAAGAUGCUGAAGAAAAAGAUGUCUUCGAUCAGAUUGGUGAUACCCUAUCGCAUGCAUAUAAUUAUGUUGUCGAAAAAGUUUCUGAAGCAACCAGUGGUGUAUCGUAUGAAUGGCAUAAGAAACAAGUGAAAGAUUCGGAUAAUACAGUAGCUGAACGUGUGGGAGCUGGUUUUUCUGCGGUUGGUGACAAAAUUGAAGAAAAAGUUCAUAAAUCUAAAGCUGAAGCACAUAAAGACGCUUUGUAA
This is a messenger RNA of Rotaria socialis, 411 nucleotides long. The record is from the annotation of a GenBank genome assembly. NCBI's taxonomy places the organism in Eukaryota, Metazoa, Rotifera, Eurotatoria, Philodinida, Philodinidae.